UGAUUGAUUUUGAAUAUUCUUUCUUGCCUUCACCUUUAUAUACUCUCUCUUCUGAAGCUUUAAGAUCUGUGUGAAAUCGAAUCGGAGAAGAGAUGACGGACGAACACAAACACAAACACGACGAACCUGUAACCGCUUCGGAGCCAGCUGUUGAGGUUGUGGAGAGGGAAUCGCUGAUGGACAAGAUCUCGGAGAAGCUCCACCACGGUGGCGAUUCUUCGUCGUCAGAUGACGACGACAAGAAUAAGUCUUCCGACUCUUCGUCUUCAAUGAAAUCGAAAGUUUACCGCUUGUUCGGAAGGGAGAAGCCUGUCCACAAGGUCCUCGGCGGUGGAAAACCGGCGGAUAUAUUCAUGUGGAAGAACAAGAAGAUGUCUGGUGGUGUACUCGGCGGUGCUACAGCCGCUUGGGUUCUCUUUGAGUUGAUGGAGUACCACCUUCUCACACUCCUCUGCCACGUCAUGAUUGUUGUGCUCGCUGUGUUGUUUCUCUGGUCUAAUGCCACCAUGUUUAUCAACAAGUCUCCACCGAAGAUUCCUGAAGUUCAUAUCCCUGAGGAGCCUAUUCUCCAGCUUGCGUCUGGGCUUAGGGUUGAAAUCAAUAGAGGCUUCUCUUCUCUUCGUGAGAUUGCAUCUGGAAGGGAUCUUAAGAAGUUUCUUACUGCUAUUGCUGGCUUGUGGGUUGUGUCGAUCUUGGGUGGCUGGUUCAAUUUCUUGACAUUGGCAUACAUAGCUCUUGUGCUGCUCUUCACGGUUCCUCUUGCCUACGACAAGUUCGAGGACAAAGUCGACCCGUUAGGUGAGAAAGCAAUGAUAGAGAUCAAGAAGCAGUAUGCAGUGUUGGACGAGAAGGUGUUGAGCAAGAUCCCAUUGGGCCCGUUGAAGAACAAGAAGAAAGAUUAGGUUUUUACGAAAAUGGUAAUUCGUCGAUAGCAAAAAAAGAACACGGUGUUGUGAAAUGGUGUCGAAGCUAUGUGUUAGAUCUUUUAAUAUGUUAUUUGGUUUUUGUCAUUGUUGGUGAAGAGAUGAUACAGUUAGUGUUGUCUCUCUCUCUCUCUCUCUCUCUCUCUCUCUCUCUCUCUCUCUCUCUGUAUAACUUAAGAAUUUCAAGAUAUUUAAAUUUUCAACUUUUCA
This is a messenger RNA of Brassica napus (rape), 1133 nucleotides long. RefSeq names its product reticulon-like protein B1. The record is from RefSeq and is a predicted model, not a curated record. NCBI's taxonomy places the organism in Eukaryota, Viridiplantae, Streptophyta, Magnoliopsida, Brassicales, Brassicaceae. Bases 93 to 902 code for a protein of 269 amino acids. The transcript is spliced from 5 exons.